Cydia splendana is the source of this 1790-nucleotide messenger RNA. RefSeq names its product zinc finger protein 394-like. The transcript is spliced from 12 exons. Lineage: Eukaryota; Metazoa; Arthropoda; Insecta; Lepidoptera; Tortricidae. Bases 148 to 1734 code for a protein of 528 amino acids. Gene Ontology annotation, cellular component: nucleus. The record is from RefSeq and is a predicted model, not a curated record. Gene Ontology annotation, molecular function: zinc ion binding; DNA binding.
GGCACAUAUCAUGCGUGAAUCGGAACUAAUCUAUCGACGCCGGCUUUAUCCCGCCAUUUUGGCAUUGUAGUUUCCGGUUGACAAAUUAUGCAGGAUUUUGUGAUAUUUUAGCGUGGAUUCAGUGGUUCUCGUGUUUUUUACACCAAAAUGGAUUGGCAAUUAACUUGUCGAGUAUGUCUGGAAACUGGCGAUAUGGUAUCUUUAUUCGAUUGGGAUGAAAAUAACGAACAACUCGGUGACAAGUACACUUACUGCUGUGGCGUGGAGGUGACGAAAAAUGAUUCUUUGCCCACGCUUAUCUGCCUGAACUGCGUGGACCGUUUAACAUUCGCGUUUCAGUUCAAACAACAGUGUUUGUCGUCUAACGACACUUUGAAAGAAUGUCUCGAGGAGUUUAUGAAAAGCUCUGCCGCUGUGACGGCUUCUUCGUCCAAAAAAACCAUAACGGAAACGGAAACAAUAAGCAUAAAGCAAGAAAACGGCCUGCUGUUGCAAUAUGAGCUGCCCGUGGAACAUGACCCUCAGAUCCAGUGGACGCGAACACUGACCAAGACUCCUAACAAUGCUGUGGUGACUAAGGCUCCGAAGGCCAGGGGCAGGGGACGGCCGAGGAAGUAUCCUAACAAACAGGGACAGAUUGAUGUAUCACCAUACCAACGCAAGAAGCUAAAGGAGCCUCAGAAAGAGCAGGAGUCCCUCACGUCACUGCUGGCUUCCGGCUCCCUGGACCUCAAGCAGGAGCCUGGGGAAGAUGAGGAACCGUUUGACAGUGCUGACUUUGCUGGAGGUGAUGAUCCUGAUUUUGAACCUGAUGAGGAAGCGGAUUCUGACGGAGGCACGAAAAAAGCGGUUACAACACCACGUAAGCGGGGUCGACCGCGCAAGGUGGUAGAGAAAUCUGAAGAAGGUGACGACGGCGAGGAUAUGCUGCUGAAGGAGACCAUCAUGGCCUUCUCCGAGCCCAUCCCGGACCAUAUCCUCAACCCCAAGCCACGACAGAAGUACACCAGCAAGAAGCGAUAUGUCUAUGAAAAAACGCACACUUGCGAGACUUGCGGGUCGUCGUUCACGUCCAACGCGUCUCUGCAGGCGCACAUUCGACGCCAUUUGGGCAUCAAACCGUUUGUCUGCAGCGUAUGUGGCUACUCGUGCGUGAUGAAAGAAGCACUAAAGCGGCACAUGCUUCGGCACACCGGCGAGCGGCCCUACAAGUGCCGGAUAUGCGACCGGCGCUUCGGAGACUUCGGCACUAGGCAGAAACACGAGAGGUUGCACAUGGGCGUCCGUCCCUACCAAUGCUCGCUGUGCGGCAAGGCGUUCACCUACUCGUAUGUGUUGGCUAACCAUAUGCUCACACAUACCGGCGAGAAGAAAUAUUCUUGUGAACCAUGCAACAAGAAAUUCACAAAAGCCCACCAUCUCAAGUACCACAACAAGGUGCACCACCAGGAGCUCUACAUCCAGCAACAGCUCGAGCUGGAAGCCAAGAAGAUCAGACAGCAGAUCAACGUGUCCGGUCUAUCUGGCGUACUCUCCGGACAGAUUGUGGAUGGAGCGUUGCAGCUCAUACAGACCCCAGAGGAAGAUGGAGAGCAGGAGCUACAAAUGCACGUGGUGGAGGAGGCCGAGAACGAAGACAGCGAGGCCAAGGAGACCGACCGGGCCGUCGCGGGCAUGCAAGCGGUGGUGUUAGACAGCGAAUUCUCUAUGGAAGAAGACGACAAGACACAGUAAAUCAUAGAACCACUGUUAAUAUUAAAUAAUUUGUUAGUUAGACAUAAUAAAAUAAU